Messenger RNA from Poeciliopsis prolifica (blackstripe livebearer), 1909 nucleotides. It is a transcript of the gene mat1a, whose product is annotated as methionine adenosyltransferase I, alpha. Gene Ontology annotation, biological process: S-adenosylmethionine biosynthetic process. The transcript has 10 exons. The record is from RefSeq and is a predicted model, not a curated record. Gene Ontology annotation, cellular component: cytosol. Bases 176 to 1339 code for a protein of 387 amino acids. Gene Ontology annotation, molecular function: ATP binding; methionine adenosyltransferase activity. Lineage: Eukaryota; Metazoa; Chordata; Actinopteri; Cyprinodontiformes; Poeciliidae.
GCCAUGUGGACUCAGACUUAGAGUUUUGCAGGACAGACCUUCUUUUGGCUGCAGAGCUUGUGACUUCCAGAUCCUCGAUACUUAAGUGAAGAGAAGCAGCAGGAAUAUAUAUUUGCUUUUAAGUCCCUGUUGGAAAUCAAGAGGCCUUGUAAAAUAACAAUUCCAACAGGACAAAAUGACUGAUAAACUGGGCGACGGCUCUUUCAUGUUCACCUCAGAGUCUGUAGGAGAGGGACAUCCAGAUAAGAUUUGUGACCAGAUCAGUGACGCAGUCCUGGAUGCACAUCUGAGGCAGGACCCAGACGCUAAAGUGGCCUGCGAAACUGUGUGUAAGACCGGCAUGGUGCUGCUCUGUGGAGAGAUCACAUCUCGGGCCAACGUGGACUAUCAGAAGGUGGUGAGGGACGCUAUCAAACACAUUGGGUACGACAACUCUGAAAAAGGUUUUGAUUACAAGACAUGUAACGUGCUGGUGGCUCUGGAGCAGCAGAGUCCAGACAUCGCUCAGGGUGUCCACAUUGACAGACGAGAAGAGGACAUUGGAGCAGGAGACCAGGGUCUGAUGUUCGGCUACGCCACAGAUGAAACGGAGGAGUGCAUGCCUCUCACCAUCGUCCUGGCUCAUAAGCUAAACGCAAAGAUGGCGGAACUGAGACGCAAUGGCACAGUGCCCUGGCUGCGCCCCGACUCUAAAACACAGGUGACGGUACAUUAUGAUCAGAAGGAUGGAGCUGUGGUGCCUAAAAGAGUCCACACCAUCGUUAUUUCUGUCCAGCACGACGACGGCAUCUCUCUGGAGGAGCAGCAGAGGGUCCUGAAGGAGAAGGUGAUAAAGGCCGUGGUUCCGGCUAAAUAUCUGGACGACAAAACCGUGUACCACCUCCAGCCAAGUGGCCGCUUCGUCAUCGGAGGACCGCAGGGAGAUGCUGGUGUUACAGGCAGAAAGAUUAUUGUAGACACAUAUGGAGGCUGGGGAGCUCACGGCGGCGGGGCCUUCUCCGGCAAGGAUUUCUCAAAAGUGGACCGCUCAGCUGCUUACGCCGCUCGCUGGGUGGCAAAGUCUUUGGUCAAAGCAAAACUGUGCAGGAGAGUUCUGGUUCAGGUGUCUUAUGCUAUUGGAGUGGCCCAUCCUCUGUCCAUCUCGUUGUUCACGUACAACUCCUCUCAGAAAUCAGAGUCAGAACUUCUCAAGAUCGUCAACAAGAACUUUGACUUGCGCCCCGGAGUUAUAGUCAGGGAUCUGCAGCUGAAGAGGCCGAUAUACCAGCAGACGGCCUCAUACGGCCAUUUUGGACGACCAGAGUUUUCUUGGGAGGUGCCUAAGGAGCUUGUUUAUUAAAAACUUCUUGCCCGGAUCGUCCACCUUGAAGAGCGAUCGAGAUGCUUCCGUAUUGGACUGUAAUGUCCGACUCACUCAGAUGCGUAAUUAACUCAGUCAGACCAAAGAGUCCGUUUCCAGCGAAACUGAAGUUCCUUUUCACUUCCUUUGAACAGAACUGAAAUUACUAGAAGUAUAACUUUCAGCUUUUUAUUGUGCAUUAGUUGAUCUUAACUUCCUAAGGUCUGUACUAAAUCCAAAUUUAGAAAAAAUAUGUUCAAGUUGCUUAAGGGUCUGAAGUGGCAGAAGAUUCUUUCAUGAGAAGAGUUUUAAUGUAUUGGCGGUCCAAAGCAAAUUAUCAAACCAGCUUCACAACAACAACAAUAAAAAAAGAUUACUACUUCCAUACAACAAGCUGAGGAACAUUGUUUUUAGAGGGCAGUAUAGUGUAACCUCUACUUUUAAUCAUAGCCAGGUGCUUCUGACAAGUCAGAAAAUGCAAACAGUUUUCAUUGCAUUAACUCAGCGGAGAAAGAUUAAAAAUAACAUUGCAUCUUAUAUUUUCUUGACUUUUUUAUGUACAUGUCCAUA